This is a messenger RNA of Rhagoletis zephyria (snowberry fruit fly), 263 nucleotides long. RefSeq names its product TRP channel auxiliary subunit inaF-B (gene inaF-B). The record is from RefSeq and is a predicted model, not a curated record. NCBI's taxonomy places the organism in Eukaryota, Metazoa, Arthropoda, Insecta, Diptera, Tephritidae.
AUGUCCCUACUGGCACCCGCUGGCGCAGCUGCGGCCGCUGCAGCUAACAAAGAUGAGGAAAUUACUGUACCAAAAUCUGACAGUUUCUUCGAAUCGAAAACAUUCCGCUUGAUCUCCUUGAUGCUUUACAUGGGCGGCAUUAGUGGUUUGGGCAUGACAUUAGCCAUGUAUUACUUAUUUAUUUGGGAUUCACGCAUGCCACCGUUGCCGGAGUAUAAGCACGCGCAUCAUGUGGGCUAGGAGAAACGGAGAGGGAGAGCGGG